Molecule: messenger RNA, 1520 nt
Organism: Zingiber officinale
Lineage: Eukaryota; Viridiplantae; Streptophyta; Magnoliopsida; Zingiberales; Zingiberaceae
Product: protein LAZY 1-like
Exons: 5
Coding region: 172-1332 (386 amino acids)
Biological process (GO): gravitropism; regulation of auxin polar transport
Source: RefSeq, a predicted model, not a curated record
ACUACUCUUGUAAAGUUGUUUACCUUCAUCCUUCACGCCAAACAUGGAGCCCUCACCGUCGAAGGCUCGCCUACCAUUAAUGCCCAUUCCCAUUCCUCUCGCUUGCUGCUAUAUAUUUCCUUCCUCGUUCUUGUUCCCUUCCAAUCCGAAGAGAUAUAUCAGCCAGUCAAGAUGAAGCUGCUGGGUUGGAUGCAUCGGAAGUUCCGGCAGAACGGCGGCGAGGAGUUGAAGGACUCGGGAGGCGCGGCCGUUGCUGGUUGUGGUGGAUCGAUUUUUGGGCUGACGGAUGUUCGAUCGUCUACAUGCGUCGCAGGCGGCACUUGUAAUCGCCACUCCGGACGUCCGUCACUGGACCUCGACCUCAACCGCCGCCGCUUCCAUUAUGACCCUUUGAAGGCGAGAAGUCUUCGCCUCCACGUUGAGGCUCUCGAUGACUGCGGCGGCGGCGGCGGCGGCGGCGGCGGGGAGGAUCCGAUUGCGGAGGAGUUUUUCGAGGGACUGCUCACUAUCGGAACCCUGGGAGUAGGGACGGGGCCGAUCGAGGAGAAGAGGGAGGAAGAGGAGAUGGAGGAGUUGGCGGUGACCGAGCAGGUCGACGGCAAGCCUUUGCAGGUCGCGGUCGUCGCGAUCCCUGCGGCUCUGGAGGCCAUUGCGGAGAAGGAGGCGGAGGCGACGACCGAGACGGACCUGAUCAUGGUGAGCGAGGAGCUGGAGAAGGUGCUGACGGCGGAGGAAGAGAAGGCCGGAGGCCGGAUGUCCUCCGCUCGCUCGAGCCACGCCGGCGCGGCGGCGUGUCCGCUCCAGGGGUUCCUCUUCGGUUUACCCGUCGAGGCGGCGGAGACGGUGCUGAUGGAGGCGGAGGCGGCUGGUGGCUCGCGGAAGGAAAGGCGGGCCUCCCUGGGGGAGCUGUUCAUGAUGAGCCGGAUCACCGAGGAAGGGGAAGCCAAGUUCGCCGGAGGCGACGACGGGGAAGGCAAGCUGACCGCGCCUGAGAUGUGUUUGACCAAGAAAAAGCCGACGAAGCAGCGGGGAAGGAAAGGAUCGCCGGUCGACGGCGCUAAUGCAUUUAACGGCUCGACCAUGGAGAAGAAGUUUCAAAAGAUCCUUCAAUUGUUCCACAAAAAAGUGCACCCCGAGAGCUCCAUCAUGUCUAAGAAACCUUCAAAGACUGCCCGUAAAACUGAGAAAAUCUCCACUUCAAAGGCGACGAUCAGGAAAGAAAACAGUUCCAUCUCCAACUUCUCCAAUGCUCCAUCAUCGGCUUCGAGUGGCAAGAACAACAGAGGGCACUGGAUCAAGACAGAUGCAGAAUAUUUGGUGCUGGAGCUGUAGAAGAAAGGAUCAGUCUAUGAAGUGAGUGUGAGGUAUUUUGAUGGGAUUAAUAAAUUAUGCAUGUGGAUCACUUAGCUUGUUUACAACUAAAGUUUACUCUUCUGUAUCAUGUUUGAAUGUGGCUUGAAUAAACUAGUGCUUGCUUUAUUUAUUUCGAUAAUGGAUAGCAAAUCUGUCGAUUCUCUUUA